Pantherophis guttatus is the source of this 813-nucleotide messenger RNA. Lineage: Eukaryota; Metazoa; Chordata; Lepidosauria; Squamata; Colubridae. The record is from RefSeq and is a predicted model, not a curated record.
GGCAUGCAACCGAGCGGAGAAAGCCGGCUGGCAACGGGGCCAAGGGUCAGGCGUGGGCUUUAAAGGACCAGCGUCCAGCGGAGGAACGACGGAGGUUCUUCAAGACGUCUCCUGACCACCAUGAGCUUCCUUGUCCGUCCUUGGGCCAAAAAGGACGUUCGGGAUGUGAUGCGGCUGGUUAGGGAACUGGCGGUGUCUCACAACGCUCUCCACCACGUGAGAACUUCUCCAGAAGCUCUCCAAAAAGAUGGGUUUGAAAAAGACGCCAUCUUCGGGUACCUGGUGGCCGAGGUGCCCCCCGCACGGAAAAGCAAAGACGGUACGGCAAGAGACCUUGGACACACCAUUGUCGGCUAUCAAUUCCACUACCUGACCUACUGCACCUGGGACGGCCCGGUUCUCUUCGGCGAAGAUCUCUACGUGAUGCCGGAAUUCAGAGGGAGAGGAGUUGGCACCGCCUUGCUGAACCGAGCAGCCAAGAUCACCCUGGAAAAAGGAUGCUCCCAAUUCCGGUUUGUCUCGGGCCAGAAGCAUCAGGCCACGACCGAUUUCUUCCGCAAGAGAGGAGCCGUGGACGUCACCAUCCGUGAUAACUGGCACGUCUUCCGGAUUGACAGGGACCCCCUCGUGAAGCUGCUGGAGGAAGCGGCAGCCCAGCCGAACCCCUUUUCUUCCACACUCUAGACACCCCCUCCACACACACACACACUUCCAAUUCUACACAAAGUUGUUAUGGAAGAAGGAAUUGAGAAGACAUCCCUUCGGGCAGACAGAGUCAGCUUUAAUAUUGCAAUAAUUCAGACAGGUAUUGCU